AAACCUUUUGAGGUCUUCAGGACCAGCAAGAGCAGGAGGCUCCAGCCACUCGCAGUAAAGACGCUGACAUCAGAGGAGAUCUACAGGAGCCUCAGGCUCACUGGAGCAAAAAACCCGACACUUUACAUCCGACUGAAGACAGGAAAUGAGGAUGACAUCACCACUGAUUCUUCGUCCAUGAACGCUCUGGUGAAAGAAAGUAAUGAAGCUGGACUCAGCACAAGGUUAUCGUCUCCCAGAGAUUCGUCUGCGAGGAGGAAGCCUGGCAGACCAAGCCUUUUUGGAAAGCCUAAUCACCACCUCCUCAGAGUCUGCAUACUGGAGGAUUCCCAGUCAGAUGUUCUUUCAAACAAUGUGUUUCAAAAAUGUCCGGUUCAGGUGCUGCGGUGUCCUCGGGGCCUACAGGAGGUGGACUUCCUGGAUUUCCUGAGGUCCACCUUCCCUCAGCUGGCAGGAAACAAACCUUUUGAGGUCUUCAGGACCAGCAAGAGCAGGAGGCUCCAGCCACUCGAAGUAAAGACGCUGACAUCAGAGGAGAUCUACAGGAGCCUCAGGCUCACUGGAGCAAAAAACCCGACACUUUACAUCCGACUGAAGACAGGAGGUGAGGAGGAGCAACACCUUUUACAGAGAAACCACAACGGCACCACUGAUUCUUCGUCCACAAACGCUGUGGGGAAAGAAAGUAAUAAAGCUAGGCUCAGCUCAAGCUGCCCUGUUCAACAUGUGGAAGGUGACAAAGUGGAUGUUCAGUCCAGCAGAUCAACAUCACAACAACAGGACAUGGAAACAGAGAAAGCUGAUGAUGAAGAUGCUGCUGAGAGCCAAGUGGACUCCAGUGAUGACGAAGACAAAGAUGGAGAUGAGGUGUUCGACGGAGACGACGACUGGAAACCAGAUCCUGAGCUGCAGUCGCCAAAGAAGAGGAGGAAGAAAGAGUCUAAAUUGUCUGGUGUGAAGGGGCAGUUGAUUGGGAGCAGUAAAACACCUUGUGUCUGUGUCUGUGGAGUUCGUUACAGGAACAUGGGCAGUUUGAUCAAUCACGCCUGGAGUCACGUAGAGGAUCCACUGCUUGUUUGUGGAGUGUGUGGAGAGCAGUUUGAAUCUGUGGAAGAGUUAAAGGGACAUUUCAGAAAUGAUCAUAAAACUCACGACUGUUCAUAUUGUGGGAAAUCUUUCCUCACCAUCAGUAGCCUCAACUCCCACACCACUCUACACACAGGAGACAGACCGUUUAAAUGUGACGUUUGCCACAAAACCUUUGCUAAGUUUUCCAACUUGAGUGUUCACCGUUGGGUCCACGUGGCUGAUAAACCACACAAGUGUGAUAUUUGCCCGAAGGCAUUUGGUCUAAAGACACAGCUCAAAGCUCACAUCAAGGUACACACAGGUAGAGACAAGUACCACUGCAAUGUUUGUGGUAAAUCUUUGGCUGACCUGCGAUCUUUGACUCGCCACAAGACGACCCACUCAGGGGAGAGAUGUUACGGCUGUGAGGUUUGUGGGAAGCGUUUCAAACUUCCUGGUGGGUUGAAGUCACACGAAAAGAUCCACACCUCGAGAGACCGGCCGUACCUCUGCCACAUCUGCUGCAAGACGUUUGUGGAAAAGAGCAGUUUAAAAACUCACAUGCUAACGCACAGCAAUGAGAGGCCGUUCAUCUGCAGCAUAUGUAGCAAAGGCUUCGUAUCCAACGCAAGGCUGAACCUGCACAUGCGUGUGCACACUGGCGAGGCGCCGUACAGCUGCUCAGAGUGCGGCCGCUGUUUUAAAUAUAAGUCCCACCUGAACAACCAUGUGAGGACCCACCUGGGCAUCAAGCGGUUUGUCUGUGGGGUUUGUGGGAAAGCGUGCUCUCGCCAAGAACACCUGAAGGUCCACAUGAGGUUCCACAACGGAGAGAAACCUUACCAGUGCAGCGUCUGCGACAAAGCUUUCACUCAGAGCCACUGUCUGAAAACACACAUGAAGAUCCACCAGGGGGAAGAAAACCUGUUCCUGAACGCAUCCACGUCCUAAAAGACUCCUUUUAUCAGCCUGUUCUGUCUGAAACGUGGUGGUGGGGGUUGUUUUAAUGGCGCUGAAAACCACAUCUAUCCUUCAUUCUUUUGUGAUACUGACGGAAAUGUGUCCACAACACAGAGAUAACGUCUGCUCAGUUUUGUAAACUUCUUUUCUCUUCUUUAAACACACAGUUGCUGAUAUUUUUUCCAGUUUUAUUCAGACUAGGGCUGCAUGAUAUUAAAAAAAUGUGAUACACCACAA
Molecule: messenger RNA, 2265 nt
Organism: Micropterus salmoides (largemouth bass)
Lineage: Eukaryota; Metazoa; Chordata; Actinopteri; Centrarchiformes; Centrarchidae
Product: zinc finger protein 436-like
Exons: 6
Coding region: 178-2019 (613 amino acids)
Biological process (GO): regulation of transcription by RNA polymerase II
Molecular function (GO): RNA polymerase II cis-regulatory region sequence-specific DNA binding; DNA-binding transcription factor activity, RNA polymerase II-specific
Source: RefSeq, a predicted model, not a curated record